Molecule: messenger RNA, 372 nt
Organism: Gongylonema pulchrum
Lineage: Eukaryota; Metazoa; Nematoda; Chromadorea; Rhabditida; Gongylonematidae
Source: the annotation of a GenBank genome assembly
AUGAAUCGUGGUUCUGUAAUAUUGGGUAUGAAUCGUGGUUCUGUAAUGUUGGGUAUGAAUCGUGGAAUUCCUGAUCAGACGACAAUUGCCGUAUCAAUGAAUCCGAUUCUUUUGAAACUUCGACAACGGCGGCAAGAUCACAGCGAAGCGUUGAAUGCUCGUGAAGCAGAACUGCAAAAAGCGAACGAUCAGAUUGAAGAAAAUAAGGAAAUGCUUGAUAAACUGAUGAUGGAAGAGCCGAACACCAAGGAACGCUUCCAGCUAUAUCAGGAUAUGCGAGCCUACAUCAAAGAUUUGUUGGAAUGCUUGUCUGAAAAAGUGAGUAUCUUUAGAAAAAUAAAAAACGAAGUUAGGAAAAAAGAACGAAGUUAG